This is a messenger RNA of Pocillopora meandrina, 3663 nucleotides long. NCBI's taxonomy places the organism in Eukaryota, Metazoa, Cnidaria, Anthozoa, Scleractinia, Pocilloporidae. The record is from the annotation of a GenBank genome assembly.
AUGUUUGACAAACAACUGUUGAAAGGCAUUGACCUCAGUAAAGGAGAGUGUAGAUUGCAUGAGAGCGGUUUAUCAGUGGAAAAUCCUGGUGAUAAUUUGAUUUUGAGACCUUUAGGCGCUGAUGAUUAUGAUAAAGGUAAACCAAAUGAAUGAAAUGAAUUGACAAAAACAUUUUAGAAAACUCAUGCCACAUGCAUUUUUAUUAUUACUUCACAUGUCAUGAAUUUUAAAGGGGAAACUUCAAAUCUCAUCUUACCUUGCCCUUCUGUAAAAUUCAUGCAUCACAUAUUAAUUUUUUGUGCAAUUUUGUAUCAUGAAUAAACCCUUUGCCACCCUCUAAAUGGCCCUGGAAAUCAGCAAUUGUUUCUUAGACUGUUGUUGAUACUGCAUAAUAAAAGUAUUGGUAAAUGAGCAGAGCUGUAUUCCCCAUUGUACAAAAUAUCAGACAAAUGAACAAAAGUGUUUAUCAGCUAACUUUUUCCUUUAACCCUUUAACUCCUAAGAUCUGAUUCUUAAUUCUCCCCUCUAGCUACUAUACAUUUCUUUGUAAAUGAGUGUCAAGAAUGUGGUGUUAGAUCAAGUUAACAACUUUUACCUGAUAAGUUUGAGUCAUCUCAUUACCUGUCUGCUGGAUGGUGGUAUCAUUGGGAGAAGUUAAUGGCAAUCACUUCUGGGGGUUAAAGACUCAUUGAUUACUUAGUAAUUAACCUUACGGAUUAUAUCUAAGACUUAUUUUAGAAAAACUUAAAGAAAAGAACACUAUUUUUUAGGGUUAUUUAGUAUUAUCAACUGAAUUGAUAACAUAAAUUGGCCACCAUAAAUAGUUCCAAAGCUGACGUUUCGAGAGUUAGCCCUUCAUCUGAGGGAAUGAUGAAACAUCAGCUUUGAAACUCUUUAUGAUGGCCAAGUUAUGUUAUCAACUCAGUUGGCAAUAUGAAAUUACCCUGUUAUACUCUCCCACCAAUGCAGCACCAUAGAUUCCUUAGAAACUUACCCCCCCUUACACUAUUUUUCCAUUAGGUUUCUUGCAACUUUUAGGUCAGCUUACUAAGGUUGGAGAAGUGGCUAAAGAAAAGUUUUUAGGCAAGUGUGAUAUACUAGCAUGGAACUGUCUAAAAGACCUAACAAUAACGACUUUGAUCGCAAUAAGGGUAUUCUUGAAUUUGAAAGUGAUCUUUGCAGUAAUGAACACUACUUUAGCAGUAGAGAAAAUCGGGCCUGAAAAAAGGCUUUUAUGGGAUUUGAACCCAUGACCUCUGCAACACCAAAGCAGUGCUCUACCAACUGAGCUAACAAGCCAAUUGGGAGCUGGUCAUUAUGUUGGUUCAUAAUAAACCCAUGAAGUGAUGAAUAAAUGACUGUAAAUAUAUGAAAAUCACAUAAAUAAACUUUGCUUUUAAGAUAUGAAUUUGAAAGCAAUCUUUGCAGUAAGGAACACUACAUAAGCAGUAAUGAAAUUAUUACCCUCCUCUUGGUUCGGUGCUUUCUCCAAGCUUUCUGUAUUAACUUUAUGGCCUUAAUCUGUUGGAAGAAAAGCAGUAAUUAUAUACUGAUGAAGUUUUAUUGUGAAUCCAUUUCCCUGAUAAGGUCAUGUAGUAGAAAGAAUCUCAUCUUCUUGGAUCAGAUUAUAGCUAAAAUCGCCAAGAAAGUUAAAUGAUGAAACUUACCAUCUAACUCUGUACCAACCACCCUUACUAUCUCCUAAUACCUUGAGUUUGAGCUCUUCUCAUUACUGCUGAAGAAGUGUUCAUUGCUGCAUAGAUUGCCUUCAUAUUCAUUGACUGCUCUCUUUUUCAAUCUUUCUUCAGAGCGCUUCCAUGCUAUGCGAUCUUGUCCUGGCACAUAUUAUCUUAUUGUAAUAGAGGAUGUAAAACUAGCAAAACUAGUUGCAUGUGGAACACUGGUUGUAGAACAGAAAUUCAUCCAUGACACAGCUGUGGUAUGUACCCAUUUCCAAGGAGAGCUGGUCUCAUUGAGUCCCUCUUAAAGUUUUUGUUUUGGACAUAUCAUAAGAGAUAAUUACAGGAGGUUUUUUAAAGGGGAAAUAAGAGUCAUUGAGAAAGAGAACAAAGUCUUCUACAAGGUUGCUAAACUCAAGGUCAGAGGUCCUAACUUUCUUUGAGGCCAUCUGAAGGGUAAAGGUAACAAGUGAGGAUCCAAAUGUAAGGCUCUCCAAAGUCUGCCAUAAAGCUACCCUCAGAGACCCAGGGUGAGCAAAAGAGAAAAUCAGCACAACAAUAGUUUACUUGAUGUAAAACAUUUUGUGCAAUCUUUUGUCACACAGAUUUUUUUUCUCAAUCUGAUUAAUUGCCCUGGAUGUCCAGGGAUGCUAUAAAAAGGCUCAUUUAUUUCCCCCAGGCAAUAGCUUUAGACAUUGAAUGGGCCAUUAAUUGACCAAAUGAAAUAUUUAACCCUUGGAUUUGUGACUGAAUUUUCCUAAUUGCUGGGGACUGAAAACCCUUCAGCCACCAGAAGUUGCUGAUCUGAUUGUACACUCUCUUCUCUUGCUGCAACAUUUCCUUAUAAAUUAGUAACAAUAACUAGGUGUUAGAUCAAGAUGACAACUUCUACUUGAUAGGUUUGAGUAUUCUUAUUACCUGUUUGCUGGAUAAUAUAUGAAUAUUAUUGGGAGAAGUUGUAUGUUGAUCACUUCAGGGGGUUAAUAGCAAUUCUCCACAGUUAAAAGCAUUUCUGUUGUAAAUUUCAGAGAGGUAGAAUUGAGGACAUAGUUGUUGACGGCAGUUGUAGAGGGAAUAAAAUUGGAAAACUGUGAGUAUAACAUUGGGUUUUUUAGGGACCUGAGACCCAUUUCUCUAAGGUCCUGAUAACUUAAUGGGCCUUGCUGUUUUGUUUUCAUUCAAGAUGGGGAUUUCAAAUGUUUUUAGAAUUAUACAACAAAACUAUCAGGUAAAGGGAAAAAAGGGGGAUAAUGCAACAAGGUAACAUCUAACAUCAAUGUGUAUUUUCUCUGCACUGUUCUCUAUUCAUUUUGUAUGAUAAUGGUGAGAAGAAUUUGUUUAACAAUCAGACCCUUAUUCUUGUGAUCUUGAUGUGUGACUCAGGGGUGAUAUUGUAAGGAGAAAUUAGAUGUUGGUCACUCUUAGGGUCAAGGUUUCACAAGGGUUAACCAACACUCAGGAUCUUAAAAUAACCAAGGAGAAAUUUAUACUGUCUCUGUUUUGACAUAUACACGUGGUUAGACAUUAAAACUGCAGGCCCCAUCUCCUGCAUCUUCUCUGUACUGGUCUUACCAAGAAAGGGAAAAAAAGGGAAGCUCUCAGUGUUGUGGUUCUGGCCUCCGAACUUGGGGGCACUUACAAAAAAAUUUUCGUCAAAAAUUGUAAAUUGUUAAAUGCAGUCUUGCCAAACUCUCCUGCGAAGUGUUGUAAACUAACUCAGAAUACUCAUUAAGGAGAAGAGUUGAUAAAAUUACUGGUACUGUAUAUCUAUCCAGAGAUAAUUUAAAAAGCAUCCCAAGAAUUUCUAAAUCUGCUUGGCUGUUUUUCCUUCAGGAUUGUUGAGACACUGAUUUUACUUGGCAAGAAAUUAGGAUGUUACAAGAUCAGUCUGGAGUGUAAAGAUCCCCUGUUGACUUUUUACACACAAUUUGGUCUCAAGCAUGAAGACAAACAGAAUUACCUUUGUAAAAGAUUCUUUCACUGA